UUUGGCUGGUACUGAGUGUUCGCGAAAUUUGUUGUACAAUAAUUCUUUUGAAUAUAAGACAUGAAAACCAUUUAAAAUUAAUACAAUAGUGAUUAAACAUGAGUGUAAGGUACUAUCACACAAGUUUCUUGCGCCAAUUGGCCUCACGAGACGUCACCAUCUACGAGCAAUUGUUGCUGUUUGCACGGAAUCAGCCACAAUUCUUGGCUAACGUGAGUCGUCUGCAAAAACCGGCUCUUGAAGCGACGGUCUAUGUGCUGAUUUUGGAACUGAAUAAAAGAAACACUUCCGUUCAGUCAAGGACGGAACCCCAACCGAUAAUCGGAAUGCGCGAGGUUUUAGAGCUGAUUGAGCAAAAUCAUCUGUACUUGCAAAAGAACGAGGAAUGCCUGGGAUUGUUACUGAACAUACUGGGGUUGGUAGCCGCGCUGGAAGAAGACGACGCAAGCUGUUGCCGAAACGUUGAGCUCUUCGUUAACAAAUUCCAAAAAGAUUUCUUUGAGUUGCCGUUAUUUUAUGACAUUCUUAGGACAUUGUUGAUUGUGGCUUUAGAGAAGGAGCAACUGCAACAGGCAUUUCAUCAGUUGAAUAUUAAAGCAUUAGUGAGGAAUCUUUAUUCGGAGUCACAUCAGAUACGAAUGAAAUCGUUGGCAUGUUUACAACUGUUGAUGAACAGACAAGGAGUCAUUGAAGAAUGGCAUCGAGCUAUUGUGAAUGGCAGACGAAGUAUAUCUCAAGAGCAUUGUAGUUUCAUGCUCUGCCAUCUAAUUGAAGCCUUGAUCCAGAGGAAAGAUUGUAACGAUUCAAUCCAAAUAAUCAUACAAUCAUUAGAUACAUGGAAGAUCAUUAAAUCUAAUUGCAAAUCAAAAGAUCAGUUGAUCAGGAAGGAAGCUAUGUCUGUAAUUAAGAAUAUUCUAGCCUUUUUGAACGACAUCUCCGAAUACAGCACUUCAAAUGAUUUGUUCGAGUGGAACAAUAACAACGCCAGAAGUGUAACCGAAGCAUGGCAGUGCUAUGUAACGAUAGUUGAGACUUUGAGCGAAACGCAAACCCAUUUGGUAAUGCCAGCUUUGCCUUUGAUUGAAAAAUUGGGCGUCAUUCCAGUUGAUUGGAAGCAUUCAGUUCUGGAAUUGAUCUUAACACAUGACAAUUCGGCUGUAGCCGGAUGGGGGAUCGAUUACCUACUCAGAAAGAGCAAAUUCGAUGGACGUCGCCAAUUGUUGGAAGAAGCGCUGCUGCUAGCACUGAACAAGACGACAGUGUUUCAGGAUUUUAAUGAGAUGAAGCGUCUUCUGGUUCAGUAUUUUUCGGGCAAAAAAGGAUGCUCAUUUUUACUGUCCAAUUUCAAGAAUGCAUCGUGGGGAUCUGUACCCUUUAUGUGUUUGCUGGAAGUCUUGGAUUGUCUACUUGAAUCAACCACUGAAGUGUACAACUUGAAUGAAUCAAUCAACAGUUUAGUUGAUCAAAGUUUGGCAAUCAAGAAUUUAAAUAUCAGAGGCCUAGCAUCAUUACAACUCUCCCGAAUGCUGCUUAAGCUGACUCUCAGAAAAGAUUUGAGUGAAAAGAUUUCUGUGGUUGAAGUCAUAUUUAAUUUGAAUACCCUUUCGAGGGUAACCAAGCAAAGCUUUUCGGAUUUUAGUGACUGGAAUCAAUUAGUACACCUUAUAGAUGGAGAGUCCUUCCAGUGGAUACUAAGUAAAGUGGAGUAUUCCGAUGAGAACGUAAUUAGGGGUGUGAUUAUUCCCUAUGUACAAGAGAAUCUAUUAUUGACAGAACACGGAUUGAAGCAAAUUUACGAUCAAGAUUUGCUCCUGGCUGUAAGGAUUCAACGCUACGGAGAUUUGUUGUUCAACAUAAAUGAAUUGAUCUGCAAGCUUGAAGAUUUGUUUAUGACCUUCAACCAAAACUCAGAAACUGCACUCAAAUCGCUGGAUAUAUACAAAGAACUCGUACAAAAUACACAUCUCUCAUCAUUAGUUGAACAACAGAAACAGAAGCUCAUAGACAUUUUACAAAAACGAAUAGAUCGACUGUCUUAUCAUUCUCCAGGCAUUGCUAUUACGGUGCAGUUGGUGCAUAUUGUUGCCCUUCUCAAUCGAGUAGAUGUGGUUGAUCAAUUCUUAGCUUCCUUCACAUUGGAGGAAUUGAUAAAAACAAUACAUACGGACAAUAGAGACAAAAGUUUAUAUGGAUCUGUUUUCAAUACUUUGAGUGACAUUUUUCUGCUCAAAUUGAAGAACAAUACUGGUAACUUAUCGACCAAACUUCAGAUAAUUGAAGACUACCCAAAACUGAUUGACAUUGGGGACGUACAUGUGUUGUUCAACACUCUGGAAAUUGUUGCGGAGACAUUCAAGAUCGGGGCGAAAAAUUUGAACGAGGAGAAAGAUUUCGACGAUCUUAAGUCUGUGGUGGACAGGUGUUAUAAAGAGAUACUUAUCUAUCGCAAAUCAGAUCACUUUAUGAAAUUGAUGAAAACAUUCGUAAUCACCGUUUUGACUCCAUUUACGGGAAGUGUUGAAUUUGAUGACGGAUGUAGUCGAUGGCUGAAAGAUGUCGUAACUGAGUAUUUUCUGAUGUUCUUGGAGCAAGCAACGGUCAUUGGAGGAUUGGCGAAUGUGUUGUUUGAGAAAGUGCUAUUGCUGUCGAUCGAAACAUUGCUGGAAUGGAAUGCAUUUGGAAAGUUGCUUCUUGCGGGUUUGGUUUUUGGAGAUGGCCAAAAACGAGAGCAGAGGAUCGAAGAUGAAACAUGUGUAGCCAGCCAAUUCUUUGAUACAUUACUCUACACACCAACAACCCCACUUCAAUCGGAUGCUCGAGUUCGUAUACUUUGCGUCUUGUUUCUUUACCGUUUAGCCAGAACCAAUCACCCGGAUGUAACCCUCUUCCUUCUGAAGCUAGAGCGAAUGCUGGUGGAAAAGUUUCAACAAAUAACUAAAUCCAAGGAGCGCUAUUACGCCGACUCGCAAACACACCGCCACAAACUGCGAAUAAUCCAAGCUCUUUGCGUGGUCGUCAAGCUAACGGGAACCAAACCGUACUCCCUGCUGGAAAUCGUCCUGUACGAGACGAAUCAACCGAACAUAAAUUACCUCAUCGAACUGAUCCUCGCUGAUUCCUCGAUCGAUACGCUCACCAUAAUCAACUCGCUCAAAAACGACAAAGUUAAGGUGUCGGGGGUACAGUCGGUGUUCGUCAUUUUGUGGUUGCGAUGCUGUAAAACCAACUACCUCGAUGCCGAAUACAUUAACUUCUUGCUGCCAUGGACCAUGGCACAAAACUUUUCCACACGUCUGUACGCGCAAAUUACUAUCUCCAAAUUAUUGGAAAAGUUCUACGAGAAGCCAAACAGACCGGAUCAGUGUCCAUUCAGUAACAUCUUCUGUGCCAUCAAUAGUUACCUCAAGCAGGGCAACGUGGAGAAGAACCUGGAGAAAUGUAUGAAGGAUUUCCGCUUCAACAGUAUCUUCGAUUACGACAACCUGCUGACGUUGGAAAAUGUGUUCAACAAUAUUCCCAGAGUGUCCAGGAUGGCCUCGGAAGAUGUGGUCUCUACCAAAGUACUGAAGGAGUGCUUCGAAGUGUUGCAGUUGAACGAAAAUAACCUGGGCGUGGCCGUGGAAUUCGAUGAGUUGACCAGCGAGAAAAAGGAGAAUCUUUUUCUCAAUCAGGGCUUCGGCGGUUCGGAUCAUAUUCAGAAAAAGAUUGUACCGCUGAAGUGUUUGGAGCCGGCGUUAGAACUAUUGACGAACUUGCCGGAGAAGUUUUGCUUGAAAAAGAAGGAUAACUUGGAAGGGAUGAUAGUUGUCGCCAGUUUAGUCAACAGGCCACCCAACCUAGGUGGCCUAGCUCGAAGUAGUGAAAUAUUCGCUGUAACGCAGUUUAUCGUCAAUUCUUUGAAGGAUUUAGAGAACAAAGAGUUUCAAGCCUUGAGUAUGACGGCCGAAAAGUGGCUGAACAUUGGGGAGCUGAAAUCCUUUCAGAUUGUGGACUAUCUUCUGGAGAUGAAAUCCAAAGGCUAUUCUAUUGUUGGUGCGGAGCAAACGACCGGCAGCCGACCAAUACAGAAGAUUAAGUUUCCGAAGCGGUCAAUUUUGGUGCUGGGGCAUGAGAAAGAAGGUUUACCGGCGCAAAUCAUCUCGCAUCUGGAUAUAAUUGUCGAAAUUCCUCAAUUUGGUGUGGUGCGUUCAUUGAAUGUUCAUGUAACUGGUGCUAUUUUUAUGUGGGAAUAUGCUAAACAGCAUCACGUGAUUGAUUGUUGACGAAUGUUUUAUAGUUGAUUUGAAAUAGAAAUACGUAUUACAAUGA
Molecule: messenger RNA, 4308 nt
Organism: Armigeres subalbatus
Lineage: Eukaryota; Metazoa; Arthropoda; Insecta; Diptera; Culicidae
Exons: 7
Coding region: 99-4262 (1387 amino acids)
Biological process (GO): tRNA methylation
Molecular function (GO): RNA binding; tRNA (guanine) methyltransferase activity
Source: RefSeq, a predicted model, not a curated record